Molecule: messenger RNA, 2202 nt
Organism: Hemibagrus wyckioides
Lineage: Eukaryota; Metazoa; Chordata; Actinopteri; Siluriformes; Bagridae
Gene: adgrg3
Product: adhesion G protein-coupled receptor G3
Exons: 12
Coding region: 96-1574 (492 amino acids)
Biological process (GO): adenylate cyclase-activating G protein-coupled receptor signaling pathway; cell surface receptor signaling pathway
Cellular component (GO): membrane
Molecular function (GO): G protein-coupled receptor activity
Source: RefSeq, a predicted model, not a curated record
AGUUCCUUCCGGUCUAUGAGGAAACCACAGGAUUGAAAAGAGACCUUGUUGCAUCAAGAGUGUAGCAGCAGCAGUGAGAUCUUAUUCGAGAAACGAUGCGGCUACUGGAUUUGCUUAUGAUUUGUAUAUUUUUCUCCAUGAACCUGACCAUGAUAGGAGCCAUCGCCUGUUUUCGGGUUCCCCAACAUUGUAAAGAAAACUAUUCAGAAGACGUUCCUCUGUGUCUUGAAAGCACAAUGAGAAAUUGUGAACCCCGUCAAACUCGCCAUCCAACCCCAGACUUUUAUAUGAAAAGCAUAACAGAGGAGGCCAAACUGGAGACAACGAAUGGGCAUGUAAUCCAUAUUCCCCCCGAAGCCGUCAUGAAAAGCGGUGGGACGCAGAACCAAAGUGUGCCCCUGAUUGUAUCAGUUCUCAGCAACAGCAUUUUUAAGGCAACAUCUGUUGAAGGAUCUGUUCAUGAGAGUGUCUUGGGUGUGUGGCUUGGUGCACAAGAUCUCCACAACCUUUCUCAACCUGUUCAAAUGCAUUUUGUGAAUACUAAUCAGACUGUGACUGGGAAAUGUGUCUUUUGGAAGCAGUCAAACAAUACAGGCCACUGGAGCAGUGACGGAUGUACCACAAGCAAGAACAAUACAGAUUUUGUCUGCAGUUGCAAUCACCUCAGUUUUUUUGCAGUGCUCAUUAGUCCUGGGAGUGUAGACCAUAAAGAUGUUCGCAAUCUUGAAUACAUUACAUACAUUGGGUCUUCUUUCUCUGUGAUAUUCACAGCCAUCAUCAUCAUCCUGUUUUUAAUUAAAAGGAAGAAGAAGACCAAUCACUCGAUUGUCAUCCAUGUGCAACUAUCUGGUUCACUAUUCCUGCUGCACGUCUUCUUUCUGGCCAGUACACUGGGGUCAGCAACAGAAAACAAGCAAAUAUGCCAGUGCCUUGGCCUCGUCUUACACUGGGCCCUGCUCGCCACUUUCACAUGGAUGGCUAUUGAAGGUUUCCACUUGUACUUACUCCUUGUGAGGGUCUUUAACAUCUACAUCAGGAGAUAUUUGCUCAAACUAAGCUUAGUGGGCUGGGGAGUGCCUAUAAUUACAGUGACGAUCUGUGGACUGGCCGGUGAAUAUGGAAAAUACAGUUUAACAGAAAGUAACAGCGAAUCAAAUCUCUGCUGGCUAACCAGUAGGAUUGUGAGUUACAUAACAGUGAACGGUUAUUUGGGGCUGGUGUUACUCUUCAACACAGUGAUCAUGGUUGUGAUUGUGGUGAAGAUGUGGCAGUUAAAACUGAGAGGUGUCCAGACUGGGAGCAGAUUAAAAAGGCUGUGGAAAGACUGUGCGACACUGCUGGGGAUCAGUGCGGUGUUGGGACUCCCAUGGGGACUGGCCUUUUGCACCUAUGGACCCCUGAAACUACCAGGGAUUUAUCUCUUCACUAUCUUUAAUGCUUUGCAAGGUGUUUUUGUGUCCCUGUGGUACUUGUCAAUCACAUGCAAGCCAACCUUUGAGGAGAGGAGUACAACAAAGAAUUUCUCCCUGAGUAAUUCAGCUCAUGACGGUGCCACAAGCCACGUGUUGAACUGAGGUUUAAUAGAUGAGACAUAAAACUGAUAUUCCCGAGAUAAUAUAAAUGAAGUACUGUUUUAAAUACACAAUUCAAAAGUCAAUCAAAAAUGUAUUUAUGAUUUACAGCAUUCUGCCUGAAUCUUAAUGUUUUAUAAAGUUAAAUGGAAUGUGAAAUUGAGAUUUAUGUCUUCCGCAUGUUUAUACAUAUUUAUAUGUGAACACAACGCUAGAUUCAGGUUAGUUCAUACAUGCUUAUGGAAUCUGCUGAUGGCUUUACUGUUUAAGGGUUUUGUUAUCUGUUGUUCGCGUUUCCAUCUUAUCUGUGAAAAUAAGACAAUUGUUGUAUUGUUGUUGUGUGUAUAUAAAGCAAUCCAUAAGAAAAUGGUUUAUUUUUCUCAGACAUAUUCAGACAGUUUGAGCAGUGAAAUAACGGUGAAAACCAUUCAUGGCUUCUUCAAGGGAAGACGUCUACCCUAAAAUACGAAUAAAGUAACAUGGACAUCAAAAUUUAGAUAAAAACACAUGAUCAAUAUAAUCAUUAUAUCAUUUUCACUGCAUUUACACCCGCUGAUAUGAGACUGUUAUGUUCAUGUGAUUUUACCGAUUUCCCAGUUAAUAACAUGCAAUAAAAUCCCAGUACAUAUGA